AUGCCAAGCGGCUUCCUAAGCCUUCCUAGCGAACUUCGAAACAGGAUAUAUGAGCUAGUGCUAUGUGACCAGGACUGCAUCUCUCCCCGGUAUGGCGGGGAGAGAAACGUCCCCGAAGUUGAGAUCUUGUAUACGAAUAAACUUAUCUACCAGGAAGCCAGCUUUCUGUUAUAUGGCCACAACCAGUUCAACUUCGCCGAAGUUGAUACAAGUACAUUGGGGGACUUCAUUGAUCAGAUUGGGAGCAAAAAUGUAGGCAUUAUUAGGCAUCUCAUGAUUGAGUUCCCAAGGGUUGAUACCGACGAUCCCCGGGGCGAGGUUCCGCGUGGAGAUUUCGCUGCCCUGCAUGAAAACACCGCCACAACGCUCGCGGCCAUUCAGAGUCGCUGUACCGCCUUGCGCACGAUAACUAUGUUCUUUGAAGCCUUUCGAAUCCCGUACCUCAUACCGGAGAGCCUGGACAGCGAACUCGCGACGAGGUGGUUGGAGAUAGUCGAAUCUCAGUUCAAGGCCAUCCCAUCUUCACCAGAGAUCAUUGUUCAAUUUCACGCGCGCGCCCGAUUGCAUUCCAUCAGAAAGCGGAUGGAGAGUUUAGGAUGGACAAUUCGUACGUCGGGUCAUUUGAACUCCGAGAAGAGGACUGACGAAGACGACUGGGCAUCUGAUGACGACGGGUUCUAUGAUACCGAUUUUUAUGACGACAGUAAUGACGGCGUUGUUCCUGAUGGAUACGAUAUUGACCAUGGUAGUGAUUCUGGAGAAGAGCAGCAGACUAAUUGA
This is a messenger RNA of Parascedosporium putredinis, 780 nucleotides long. Lineage: Eukaryota; Fungi; Ascomycota; Sordariomycetes; Microascales; Microascaceae. The record is from the annotation of a GenBank genome assembly.